AUGCCCAGCUCGGCACUGCUAUAUUGCCUAAUCUUACUGGCUGGAGUCCGGCCCAGCAGAGGCGAGUACCCCCGGAAUGAGAGUAACUGCACCCACUUCCCAGUCAGCCAGACCCACAUGCUCCGAGAGCUUCGAGCUGCCUUCAGCCAGGUGAAGACUUUCUUUCAAAAGAAGGACCAGUUGGACAACAUACUGUUAACGGAUUCCUUGCAGCAGGACUUUAAGGGUUACUUGGGUUGCCAAGCCUUAUCAGAAAUGAUCCAGUUUUACCUGGUAGAAGUGAUGCCCCAGGCAGAGAACCACGGCCCAGAAAUCAAGGAGCAUUUGAACUCCCUGGGAGAGAAGUUGAAGACCCUCAGGAUGCAGCUGCGGCGCUGUCAUCGAUUUCUCCCCUGUGAAAAUAAGAGCAAGGCUGUGGAACAGGUGAAGAAUGAUUUUAAUAAGCUCCAAGAGAAAGGUGUCUACAAGGCCAUGAAUGAAUUUGACAUCUUCAUCAACUGCAUAGAAGCGUACAUGACAAUCAAAAUGAAAAGCUGAACCGCCCGGAGCACGCGUUGAGUCUCCUGGGCCCCAGGUCAUAAACAGAGCUCUCUAAACCUGAUCCAAGGGUCUCAGCUAACAGAAGCACCUCCUUGGAAAACCUCAUUGUACCUCUCUCCAAAAUAUUUAUUACCUCUGAUACCUCAGUUCCCAUUCUAUUUAUUCACUGAGCUUCUAUGUGAA
Messenger RNA from Psammomys obesus (fat sand rat), 723 nucleotides. It is a transcript of the gene Il10, whose product is annotated as interleukin 10. NCBI's taxonomy places the organism in Eukaryota, Metazoa, Chordata, Mammalia, Rodentia, Muridae. Gene Ontology annotation, cellular component: extracellular region. The coding region runs from base 1 to 537 and encodes 178 amino acids. The transcript has 5 exons. Gene Ontology annotation, biological process: immune response. Gene Ontology annotation, molecular function: cytokine activity. The record is from RefSeq and is a predicted model, not a curated record.